Penicillium argentinense is the source of this 1374-nucleotide messenger RNA. RefSeq names its product glycoside hydrolase family 39 protein. Bases 1 to 1374 code for a protein of 457 amino acids. NCBI's taxonomy places the organism in Eukaryota, Fungi, Ascomycota, Eurotiomycetes, Eurotiales, Aspergillaceae. The record is from RefSeq and is a predicted model, not a curated record. The transcript is spliced from 2 exons.
AUGUUCGUUCUGGGCUUCACGGCGGUUCUGCUCGCUACAGGCCUCGUGAGGGCUGACAAUAUUACUGCCACUGUGAAUCUUGCUGUCUCGAAAGGUGACCCUGUCCACUGGGCGUCAGGUGUUAUCUAUGGAAUUCCCGACACCCUGGACCAAAUCCCAGACCACUGGUAUACAGAUAUCGGAUUCCGAUACGGCCGAUCGGGAGGAGCCCAGCUAGAAGCGCCUGCUCGUGGUUGGAUCUGGGGCGAGGAAGAAUACAAGGGACGGCUCGAGUCCACUUUGUCCAACUACAAGACUUGUCGCCGGUAUGGAGCAGAUUUCAUUCUGCUGCCUCACGAUAUAUGGGGAACGGACCAUGCCAAUGACUCGACUGUGUGGCCCGGCGAUAAUGGUGACUGGGCGGACUAUGACAACUUCAUCAAAAGACUCAUGGCCGAUCUGAAGGUAAAUGACGCACUCGACGGGCUUGUUUGGGAUAUUUGGAAUGAACCCGACAUUUCCAUUUUCUGGAAGCGCUCUCAGCAGCAGUGGAUCGAUCUGUAUAUCCGCACGCACAAACUUCUCCGUGAGGAUGGCGAUUAUGACCGAGUCGAAAUCUCAGGGCCAUCACUGGCCUUCCGACCUGUGUCUGAUAACACCUGGUGGACGGACUGGCUUGCGCAGAUUGCUGGCAAUGAUACUGUCCCCGAGCAAUAUUCCUACCACCUGGAAGGCGAGACAGAUGAAUGGGACAAUGAUCUGCAAAACACCAAUGGCACGCUCGAAGAGCUUCUCAAGACCUAUAACCUCCCAACCCGGCAAAUCAAUAUCAAUGAAUACGCCAACGCGAAUGAACAGAUUCCGGCCGGUGCAGCGUGGUGGAUCUCACGUCUUGAGCGCUACGAAGCAUACGGAUUGCGAGGAAAUUGGCUAGGUGGUUGGAAUUUGCACGACCUCCUGGCGAAUCUUCUCACCAAGAAGUCUGAUCCGCUCGACUAUAAUGCCAGAGACUACGCCUCAGGCCCGGAGUAUCAGGUAUACAAAUACUACAACCUCAACAUGACAGGUAGCCGUGUUGAGACCAGUGGUACGGGCGAUCGCCUCUUCGAUGUAUAUGCCACAGUAGACUCUGGGAAAGUUCGCAUUCUAUCCGGGGCACGAAUUACGACUGGAAACUGGCAGAUCACAGUGCAAGGCCUGACUUCAAUCGGGCUGCCGUCUGCGGGAUCGAUCGACAUUCAAACCUGGGGCUUUGCGGGAACCGAUGUUUAUGCCGAAGUGGACGCUCCAAGUGACCGCGGCAUUGUUUCUCAUGAGUACUCUGAUGGAGUUCUGACCUUCCCGAUCUACCAAACUGAUGCUAGUACGGCUUGGGCAUUCGAGUUCAAUGUUUAG